Messenger RNA from Epinephelus fuscoguttatus (brown-marbled grouper), 1281 nucleotides. RefSeq names its product neural retina leucine zipper (gene nrl). Gene Ontology annotation, molecular function: DNA-binding transcription factor activity, RNA polymerase II-specific; RNA polymerase II cis-regulatory region sequence-specific DNA binding. Gene Ontology annotation, biological process: regulation of transcription by RNA polymerase II. Gene Ontology annotation, cellular component: nucleus. The annotation marks the transcript as partial. The record is from RefSeq and is a predicted model, not a curated record. The transcript has 4 exons. Lineage: Eukaryota; Metazoa; Chordata; Actinopteri; Perciformes; Serranidae.
CCCAUGCCCUCUCUCCCUCCCAGCCCUCUGGCUAUGGAGUACCUAAACGACUUUGACCUCCUCAAGUUUGAGGUGAAACCUGACACCCCUCCGCUCCCUCCCCCAUGUGCGUAUCCAAAAUCUGGCCUCCCCCACGACCCCUCCAGUUCUCCGUACACCAGCCAUCCUCCGCAGGACUCCAGUUUGAGCUCCAGCCCUUACAACUCACUGCCACCUUCACCGACACUCAGCGAUGCCCACCCACCACCUUCAGGCUCCUCCUCCCUCUCUUCGUCAUCCUCCUCCAUCUCUUUUCCGCUCUCCAUCUCCAACAGCUUCACCUCCGGCAUCAGCUCCGGCUCUCAGGGGAACGUGGAAGGCAGUCCGGCCCACGGCGGGCCUCAGGGUCCCACCCCGGCCUCGCUGGAGGACCUGAUCUGGCUGGCAGCACUGCAGCAACAGUUUGGAGGGGAAGUGACGGGGCCCGCCACUUUGCUGGGGGCCUUGGGGGGAGUGCCAGAGCGAGGGGACAGAGAGAGGGGGCCGGUCAAUGGCUUUCUGGGAUGUGAGGAUGCUGUGGAGGCUUUACUGAACUCAGCUGCUGCAGCUGUCAGCUCACAGUUUCCAGGGCUUUCUCAGAGUUCGAGCAGUAACCUGGGGGACUCCAGCAGCGACAGCGGGGCCGACAUCUCCUGCCCCAAAGGGACAGACAUGUGCCAUCGCCCGCUCGUCUUCCUCUCAUCUGCCCCGCCCUCGCUCCCAAACGCCGCCCCCACCUCAGCUCCCUACCCACAACCCCUCAGCCCCCAGGGUCGCCUUCAUCACCACCAGCAUCACCAUCAUCAGCACCACCCGCACCACCCCAUGCAUGGCAGCCAUCACCAUCAUCACCACCCACAACUUAAUCAGGUACGCUCAUCACAGUGCGGGGUGAAUGAGCGCUUCUCUGAUGAGCAGCUGGUGAGCCUGUCAGUGCGAGAGCUGAACCGACACCUGCGGGGAGUGAGUAAGGACGAGGUGGUGCGCUUGAAGCAGAAACGCCGCACGCUAAAGAACCGCGGCUAUGCCCAGUCCUGCCGCUACAAGCGCUUACAGCAUCGCCACGCUCUGGAGUCAGAGAAGCAUGUGCUCACGCAACAGUUGGACCAGCUACAGUGUGAGCUGACUCGAGUGCUGAGGGAGAGAGACGCCUACAAGGCUCGCUACGAGAAGCUCCUCAGCACGAACCACGGCAUCGGUGGCGACGCCCCACCGACCCGCACCAGCAACCCACCUUCCCCUCCCCCUGACUACUUCCUCUGA